AUGGUACCACUUACCACAGCUAACAACACCGCUAGCGCAAAAAUUACCGCCCGAGAUAUGUUGGAAGAAAUACACCACCCGAAAGGCUUCGAUCGACCUCGAUCAGCGGGGAACGACAAUCAGUUGCACGUUCGAAGCUGUCCUGUCUCGCCAAUAGCAGGAGACAAUCAUAGCACUCGUGUUGAAUGUAAUGGGUAUUCGAAUCAACAACCACCUGUGAAGAUGAAUGCGAAUUCGGCGAUAUCGUCGCCUGAAAAUGGAACUGACAAAACUAUGGAAAGUGAUUUGAGCUUUACAAACCUCAGUGAUAGCCAUACAACGAGCAAUAACGACAGUACCAAAAACCACAACGGUUCGCGUCAAGCAACUCCACGCUCCAGCGCAUCCACCUCAACAAUAGCAGCGAGCACAAAGGGGCUAACAAAAUCCACAGACGUUUUGGACACACACGUUCAAACGGUCGUUUCGUCUGUGACGAAUAAAAUACCACCACCACUAGCAGCAUCAGCACAGCCAACAGUGAUCACUGGUAAUUCCGUCCCGGGUUACAGAACUGUCCAAAACCGUUUGCAAAAUGACCCGAAAAGUAUCAAACAACGUCUCUUGUCCGCACUGACCGAUAUGAUCCCACACAAAGAGACACUGUCAUUACGUCUAUUGGUUAACUACACCAUUGACGAUAAGGACACAGAGUGUCUGGUCAUUGAUGAGACACUGUGUCGUCAGAACGGAUUAUCUGAAGUGCCCAAGUCAAACGGGAAACGGGGCCCCGAUGAACGUAAUUUCUCUCUGGAUCGCGAUGAUUCUGGAUUGGGGCCUGACUUAUCCGAGACGGAAGUGAAACGUCUCAAGUGUGAACGAUUGUCAUGUGCCACGGAAACACAUGUGCUAGAUUUGUCAUUACACACGGAAAAGGAAGAUCAGGAACUGAAUGAAGCUAUGAAUAGAGAACAAGACGAUUCUUCUGAUGAGGGUAGUCGAAGUGUGGAAGCUGUGCAGAACACAUUAUUAAGCGAUACUCAACCAAGCACAUGUGGCCAAAAUAUCGUCGUUAAACUGUGUCCCUCACCCAAUUCCACACGAACUGUUACCAGCACGGAUGGCCUGGGGACGACAGCUAAUGGUCCCGCUGUUUUGUCCAAUACAUCCAAUUUACCCUUUCUUGACACCGCAGUUCUAACACUUCUCCCCUUGUUGCAACAACAGCAACAACAGCGACAGCAGCAACAACAACAGCAACAAAGACAAGACCCUCGAUUCUCGAUGCCCCCUAAACCCCCGAUAAGUAUAACAUCAGAAAACAUUACCAAAUCAAAUCCUCCAGAAACCGCAGAAAUGUUAUUGCUCAAGGAAUUACAGGCAUUAUUGAGUGCACCAAACGGUAUUCCACAAUCUAACUCACUCCAUUCGAAUCCACUCAGAAACCUGAACGAUGUUAUGGCAUCUAGUACAGUUACCACAACACCAAUCACAACAAGUAGUCAUUCCGCAACUGUAUCCAACUCAACAUUCAAUCUGGGAGGUAUGAAUGGGAUUAUUCACGGUCAAUCUGGAGCAAAUUUAAUAACCACUGCUCCUCUAACUUCACCAAUCUCUUCGACACCUCUGAUUGGAUUCCCACUGUUACAUCAGUUCAAUACAGACAGUAUGGCUGCUGUACAAGCCUUGCUGCCUACAACCACACCAAAUCUAACUUCAUUCAAUUUUAACCCAACAGCAAUAUUCAGUUUCAAAGAUAAAUCCAAUGGACUGGAAAACCCACUCGGUAUGAUACCCGGAACGAAAUCUUUUCCGCAACCAGUGGUUAGUUUGUUGAAUCAGAUAAACGUACCUCAGACCAACCCAAUCUCGUUGAAAACCACAUUAUCCACAUUGUCCCAACUCUUCUCUGGAUCCGCACCGGAAGCUCCUACAUCCGUCGCCAAUGUGCUUGAUUCCAGCGGAUCGGAUUCCAAACGAUUCAGUUUGGAUACACUCACUGCUUCAUUGACCACACCAACCGAAAACAAAUUGUCCGGGCUUGCGGGGACAAGCCCCAGCGUGAUAGAUGCACUGGGUAAACAGAUUCUGUUGAAACCCAUGGAUCCACCGAUCCCAAAUCAGACGAACCGUUCGAACCAGGAACCAGAGACGAACAAAUCCCGUUCAAACACGCUUCUGAUCAACACCGUAGGAACCGGUGUUGGCAGUGGUGGCGGUGGUGGUGGUGGUGGAGGCGGCGGCGGCGGAAAGAAUCCAUCACAGGAAACAAAACCAAGCACAGUAACCCCAACCACCAAAACAACACUCAUACACACCAGCUCAAAUGAGAGUACGACAGAUCAGUUGAAAACCAGUCGAGGAACCAGUGGCCAGUCAACAACACAACCUACCUCAAACGGUAACUAUACCAAUAACCAGUUCAUGUUUGGUCGUCGACUAACCAAUACACGACGGUUUAUAUGUAACCAGUGCCGUAACAAUUUCGCCUCACUUGCCGAACUGAAUCGACACACUCUAGAAGCACACAACUCGUUCAAAUGUACCAUCUGUUCGGCUCAUUUCACUCAACGAUCCAAUUUGCAACGGCACUCGUUAAAACACGUGGGAUUCAAACCGUUCACAUGUAAUUUGUGUAAAAAAGAAUACUAUCGAAAAGAUCACCUGGUUCGACAUAUUGAGGUCACACAUCCGAACCACGAUCCGAAAAUGAAUAUCACCGUACACCUGACCUCAUCCGAGUGUCUAGACUACUUGGAUCGAUUGCACGCGGGCAAACAAACUCCAUCCUCAAACGAAUCGACCGAUUUUCGUGAAACAACCGAGGAGGAUCCGGAAGAAUUAAUCGAAUUGGAGGAAAUGCGUAUAGAAGAUUCGGCCGUGACUGGGAUGGAAUUGACCGAAGCGGACGAACCCGAAGCGCUUGAUGAAGGUCAUGUGUCAGUGCUGGAAACCCAAUAA
This is a messenger RNA of Echinostoma caproni, 2940 nucleotides long. The record is from the annotation of a GenBank genome assembly. Lineage: Eukaryota; Metazoa; Platyhelminthes; Trematoda; Plagiorchiida; Echinostomatidae.